Aspergillus tanneri is the source of this 687-nucleotide messenger RNA. RefSeq lists its product as uncharacterized. The transcript has 2 exons. NCBI's taxonomy places the organism in Eukaryota, Fungi, Ascomycota, Eurotiomycetes, Eurotiales, Aspergillaceae. The record is from RefSeq and is a predicted model, not a curated record. Gene Ontology annotation, cellular component: cytoplasm. The coding region runs from base 1 to 687 and encodes 228 amino acids. Gene Ontology annotation, biological process: import into nucleus.
AUGACGGCAGUGGUGUUCGGUUGUACAGGAGCAGUGGGCUCUCAGAUCCUCGCUACGCUCCUCGCCACAGACGCAUUCUCAUCCGUCAAGACAGUCUCAAGGAGACUCCCAAAUGCCCAGUCUCCCAAGCUCCAAGCCCUCCAGGAAGGCGACACUUCAAAAUGGGGCGGCAUGAUCUCCUCCCUGUCUCCCAAGCCAACAUCAGUAUUUAACGCAGUUGGUACCACCAGAGCAGCAGCCGGUGGACUCCAGAAUCAAUGGAAAAUUGACCAUGAUUUGUGCAUAGAGAACGCCAAAGCAGCCAAGGAGGCGGGAGUUAAGACGUACGUGUUCAUCUCCAGUGGAGGGACGAGAGGGUUUUUCGCUCGCUAUGUGCCCUACUCGAAGAUGAAGAUUGGCGUGGAGGAUGCCAUCAAGGAGCUCGAUUUCGAGCAUGCGAUUAUCCUAAGGCCAGGGUUGAUACUCGGACGGGAGACGCCCAAAGCUGCGUUCUUGGAGAACAUCGUGGAGAGCCUUAGAAUCCUGGGACAGGGUGUCCAGGACAGGAUAGGUCAGGAUCAAACUACUAUUGGUAGAGCAGCUGUAGCAGCUGCUCGUAUGGCCGAAGAGGGGAAAGCCCCGUCGAAAUAUUGGAUAGUGGAAAUGUCUGAUAUCGUCAAGUUAGGCAGAGAUGAGUGGAAUGAGUAA